This is a messenger RNA of Lacerta agilis (Sand lizard), 2862 nucleotides long. RefSeq names its product catenin alpha 3 (gene CTNNA3). The record is from RefSeq and is a predicted model, not a curated record. NCBI's taxonomy places the organism in Eukaryota, Metazoa, Chordata, Lepidosauria, Squamata, Lacertidae. Gene Ontology annotation, biological process: cell migration; cell-cell adhesion. Gene Ontology annotation, molecular function: cadherin binding; actin filament binding; beta-catenin binding. Gene Ontology annotation, cellular component: adherens junction; fascia adherens.
UUCUGUUUGCAGAUGUAUGAUAAGUCAAGUAGUGAGCUAUAAUAGCUGCAUUGAACUUCUAAACUUUGGGAGAAUUGCCUAGACAUUGGUUCAGCACUUGAACGGCAACUGUUUGUAUUCUGAAAUAGGGAAAAAAUGUCAGCAGCCAUGCCAUACAUGAAAAUGAAAAUUGAUCCACGGAACCUACAGAUUCAGACACAUACUGUGGAGAAGUUACUGGAACCCCUCAUUAUUCAGGUUACCACAUUAGUGAAUUGCCCUCAAAACCCUUCUAAUAAGAAAAAAGGAUGCUCCAAACGAGCCCGUGUUAUCCUUGCUUCUGUGGAAGAAGCCACUUGGAACUUACUGGACAAAGGGGAAAAAAUUGCUAAAGAGGCUCCUGUGCUAAUGGAGGAACUUAAUGCUGCACUUCGUGAUGUCCGCAAAGAAAGUGAAGCUUUAAGGGUAGCUGCAAAAAAGUUCACAGAUGAUCCUUGUUAUUUGCCUAAAAGGGAGGCCGUUGUCCAAGUAGCACGUGCUCUUCUGGCUGCUGUUACAAGGCUUCUUAUUCUGGCAGAUAUGAUUGAUGUCUCAUACCUGUUGCAACAUCUAACCAUGGUUCAAAGGACAUUUGUGUGUCUUCAAAAUGCAUCUAGUAAAUCUGAACUACAGAAAACAUAUAAAAACCUCCAGAAAGAGUUGAAAAAGCUGGACCAUUUGGCAUUCAAACGACAACAGGAUUUAAAAUCCAACAAUCAACGCGAUGACAUUGCAGCAGCACGUGCUUCUCUGAAGGAAAAUUCAUCUCUUCUCCAUUCAAUUUGCUCUGCUUGUUUGGAACAUUCAGACAUUUCAUCUCUUGCAGCCAGCAAGGACUCUGUUUGUAAUGAAAUACAGAAUGCUCUUGAUGUCAUUUCCAAUGCUUCUCAAGGAAUUGGAAAUCAAAAGGUUCAGUCGACAUCACAGUCUGCUACUCUUGGAAGUGCCCUUGAUGAAUUUGAGAAUCUGGUUGUCUUGGAUCCUCUUACUGUGAAGGAAGACAAAACAAGGCCAUCACUAGAAAAGCGUUUAGAAGGAAUUAUCAGUGGUGCUGCUUUGUUAGCAGAUUCUUCUUGCACACGUGAUAUUCACCGUGAGCGCAUUAUCACGGAGUGCAAUGCUAUUCGCCAAGCCCUCCAAGAUCUUCUUUCAGAGUACAUGAAUAAUGCUGACAAAAAAGAAAGGAGCAAUGCCUUGAAUAUUGCAAUAGAUAAUAUGUGCAAGAAAACAAGAGACCUCCGCAGGCAGCUCCGAAAAGCUAUCAUUGAUCAUAUCUCAGACUCCUUCUUGGACACAACUGUUCCACUUCUUGUGCUCACUGAAGCUGCCAAAAAUGGAAGAGAAAAGGAAAUAAUGGAAUAUGCUGCUAUAUUUAAAGAACACACAUGCAGGCUUAUUGAGGUGGCUAAUCUUGCUUGCUCAGUAUCAACAAAUGAAGAAGGAAUAAAAAUUGUCCAAACAGCAGCAAGUCAUAUGGAGACUUUGUGCCCACAGGUUAUCAACGCUGCUUUAGCUCUUGCGGCCAAACCCAAAAGCCAGGUGGUGAGAAACAACAUGGAAAUGUAUAAAAACACAUGGGAGAACCACAUACAUGUGCUCACUGAAGCUGUGGAUGACAUUACAAGCAUUGAUGACUUUCUUGCUGUAUCAGAAAGUCAUAUCCUUGAGGAUGUAAACAAAUGCAUCAUUGCCCUAAGAGAACAGGAUGCCGAUGAUUUAGAUCGUGCAGCUGGUGCCACGGGGCGUGUGGCUAGAGUGGCACAUAUUGUUUCUGGUGAGAUGGACAGUUACGAGGCAGGGGCCUACACUGAAGGAGUGAUGCGAAAUGUGCAGUAUCUUACAAAUGCUGUGAUUCCAGAGUUUAUUGGUCAAGUCAACACUGCAUUGGAAAAGAUAAGCAGGAAUACAAUUCAUCUGUUUGAUGACAAUCAGUUUGUUGACAUCUCCAAGAAAGUCUAUGACACAAUUCAUGACAUUAGAUGUUCAGUUAUGAUGAUUCGGACCCCAGAAGAACUUGAAGAUGUCUCUGAUCUCGAAGACGAUCAUGAUGCACACAGCCGCACCAGUACUCAAACUGAAGGGAAAACAGACAGGGCAAAGAUGACUCAGUUGCCAGAGGCAGAAAAAGAAAAGAUAGCUGAGCAAGUGGCUGACUUUAAGAAAGUCAAGAGUAAACUUGAUGCAGAGAUUGAAAUAUGGGAUGAUACCAGCAAUGACAUCAUCGUUCUGGCUAAACGGAUGUGUGUGAUUAUGAUGGAGAUGACAGACUUCACAAGGGGUAGAGGCCCACUGAAGAAUACAUCAGAUGUUAUUAAUGCAGCAAAAAUGAUCUCAGAGUCAGGAUCAAGAAUGGAUAUGCUUGCAAGACUAAUUUCUAAUCAGUGUCAAGACCCAUCAUGUAAGCAGGACUUGCUGGCUUAUCUAGAACAGAUCAAACUGUAUUCCCACCAGCUCAAAAUCUGCAGUCAAGUUAAAGCUGAAAUACAGAAUUUAGGCGGAGAACUCAUCAUGUCAGCAUUGGACAGCGUGACUUCACUAAUUCAGGCUGCCAAGAACUUGAUGAAUGCCGUGGUGCAGACAGUGAAGAUGUCCUAUAUCGCCUCUACGAAGAUUAUCAGAAUUCAAAGUCCUGCUGGCCCACGACACCCUGUGGUGAUGUGGCGGAUGAAGGCUCCGGAAAAGAAGCCUUUGAUUAAGAGAGAGAAGCCAGAGGAAAUCUAUGCAGCUGUCAGGAAAGGGUCGGCUAAGAAGAAAAUCCAUCCCGUUCAAAUCAUGAGUGAAUUUAGAGGAAGAGAAAUAAACUGAAAUUAUUAUUCCGUUCACUGCACAAGUUUCCUACACCAA